AAAUAUAUAAUUACUGGUUGUAGCAGAAAUUUUAGAGAAAAUUAGAUUGCCAAUCUAGGCCUUUCAGUCAGUAUUUGAGAUAGACCUUGAAUAAAAGUCUGUAGUCUCUGUGUAGUAGUAUAUAUUCCAUCAUCUUCCUCUUAAUUUCGCCUUUUAGCAGAAACAGGGCGAAAAUAAUUAAAGACUUUCUUUUAUUGUAAGAAAUCAAUUCUCUUAGCGUAUGGAAGAAGGAAUUAAGGGUUAAACGAAGCACAUGUGCACUCACACAUAUUAAUGUUCACCAACGUAAUCUUCCAUACUUCCAGCUAGUUCCAAUAUUUGGGGGGAGAGAGAAAGAAACAGAGAGGGGAAAGAGAGACAGAAGCUUUCUUAUGUUCUACCAUUCCGUCGAUUUGGUGGAGUCGAACUGUCAAUGCAUACACACAUUGAUAUUGUAUACGUAAUUUCUAGGAGAAAGGUCUCCAUUCGGGUGUGUAAAGGUGGCCCUGUCGACUGGGAAAAAAAUCGGGGCUAGAGGGGGGACCUUUAGAGAUAUAAAAAAAAUAUGACAGAAAGGUCAUUAUGCUGAUAUCUCAAAUCGGAGAACGAUUGUUAUCCCCUUUCGUCGACAAUCGUAUAUGUCCCUGUUUGUGUCAUGGAUCCAAACAGCUUCCAUCUGAGCUGGCUCUAAAUCUAAUCAAAGAAGCAAGCAUCUAUUUUCUGUAUUAUCGACAUUAUUAUAUAUUCUGGAGAAAUUUCUUGAAAAUCUCCCUCGCGAAACGGAAUUGUUUGUAACCUCGGGAUAUUCGUCUUUAUAUUUUAUAAUAAUUGUUUAUCUGUCGGAUGCAUCAUUAUUUCAAAACGAAGCUUGGAGGAAAAUCUAAAUUUAUGAGAACUGAAUUCAAAUUAUUUAAAAAGAAAAGAAAUAUUGAACGAAAGAGAAAAAAACUAAAAGAAAAAACAAACGGAGAACCACCUAAAAACAGUCUACCAAAAUAUUUCAAAAGCUAACCUUUCCUUAAAUUUGUGAAACCUACAGAUAUAUUUAAUACCAUUAUUACUUAAUUAUUGCUAUUAUUACUUAUUAUUGCUAUUGUUAUUAUUAUUAUUACUUCAAUUUGUUGUUGGAUGUGAUGUAAAUGGUUUUAUUUUACAAGAUAUUUCUCUCUGAUUUACCCCCCGCCCAAAAAUUGAAGCUAAUUAAAACAUUGGUCUAAAAAGCUAACUAACCUCUUGUUAACUAUUAAGAUCAUUCGUGAAAAAAAUAUUUUUUCGUCCCGUUGGCUGUGAAGAGAGAAAUAAGGAAGUAAUCAGUGUCUACAGACUUACUGCUACACACACACGCGCAUACACAAAGAUAUAUAUACAUAUAUAUAUAAAGAUUAUAUAUAUAUAUAAAGAUUUUAUAUAUAUAUAUAUACGUGUGUGUGUGUUACGUUGGAGGUUAUCGCUGAGCUGUGGUUUUAUUAAAAACAAAAAAAAAUUCGACUUUGGAGAGAUGGAAGUAAGACCGCUAAAGAAGCAGUAACGAUUUUUUUUUUAAGAAUUGGAGGAAUUUUAUUUGCAGGAGUAAAAUAACGGGCAAAGUGGUGACAUAACUGAGAAUAUAAAAUAGAAAUUUCAUGUAAAUUUCACGAAAAAUCAAACCGGGAAGUGAGGGAGACGUAGAACAGUUGUCAUUAACUUGCAAGUGCACGGAGAGAGAGAGAAGAAAUAUAGUAAUUAGUAUAAGGGAGGGAUAAAUAAUUGAGGUAGAGAGGGUGAGAGAUAAAAGGGAGAAAUGCGGGGAAUGGUAAGAGGAAGUUGAUGCAGUGUAGAAGUGGCAAAGUAGUAGUAGUAAAGUAGACGUCUGGAAGAGCGAGUAGAUCGAGUGACGAAGGUGCAGGUGAAAAGGGAGAAGGAAGAGGUUACUAGGAGAAGAAGGGGAGAACUGAAAGUAGAGGUGAGAGGGGGAAAGAACAUUGUUAGAGGAGCGAAGCAAAACAGAAAGUUUUUCCUUCUCUUUUUUUCCCCUCAUUUUUCUCCCCCUUUUUUUUUCCAAUUUUUUCCCUAACUAACAAUUAAGAUCAAAUCAAGGAACAAAGUAAGAAAGUCUACGAGAAAGAAGACAGAACAAACAGGCAAAAUGGUCUACUUUAGUGGAUCUCUCAAACUGAUGGUGCUGGAAGCGAAAGAUUUACGGCCAACGGACUUCGCGACCAGACACCAAAUGAACAAGCUAACCCAAAUAGACCCUUACAUUUCUAUAGACAUAGAUGACGUCCUAAUUGCCCGGACUCAGUCCAAAUCAAAGACCAACAGACCGGUAUGGAACGAAAAUUUCCAGACAGAGGUGCACAACGGCCAAAUCAUUGGACUAACAGUUUUCCACGAUGCUGCAAUACCUCCGGACGAAUUUGUCGCUAAUUGCUUUUUACCACUGGAGGAAUUCAAGACGAACCCCGACAGCUGGCUGUGUCUGGAGCCUAGCGGAAGUUUACAUGUUAAUGUGGAAUUGCUGAAUGGAUCAUUCUCAGACGUUCCAAUGGGUGUUAUCACUGAGACUGGAGUUCCAGAAGCUCCGAAGGAGCGAGUGUUUAAGGAGAAAGAGGGGCUGCUCAACAGACGACGAGGUGCUAUGCGACGGCGUGUACACCAAGUGAAUGGUCACAAAUUCAUGACAACAUUUUUCAGACAACCAACAUUUUGUUCGCUGUGUAGAGACUUCAUUUGGGGUCUCUGGAAACAGGGCUAUCAAUGUCAAGUAUGCACUUGCGUUGUACAUAAACGGUGUCACGAACAAGUUGUAACAAAAUGUCCGGGGUCACGGGAAGCUGCUUCUGAAGAGCCACUUCAGGUGAGUGGUGCCAGAUUCAAUAUCAAUGUUCCACACCGUUUCACUGUCCAUAACUACAAGAGGCCCACGUUCUGUGACCAUUGUGGAUCAUUGCUCUAUGGAAUAUUUAGACAGGGCUUGCAAUGUGCCGCCUGUAAGUUGAAUGCCCACAAGCGGUGCCAGAAAAAUGUACCAAACAACUGUGGAAUUAACACUCGGGAGAUGGCACAGGCUCUUUCACAGAUGGGCAUUUCCGGUGACAAAUUGAACAAGACGAAAAAGGUUCCCAUAAGUGAAUCGCCCAGCAAAGAUGCCCGGGGUCAUGAGCGGUCAAGAUCUUCUCACAUACCAAUGAUUCCUGGUAAUCAUCGGUUGAAAUUUCAAAGACGAGGCAUAUUGCAGAACUUUGUAGCUUGUUCUCGAUCCUUAGACUCUGACUAUGAUAUAGACAUGGACCGUAGUAUGAUGUCCGGAGAUAAUCAUGAAGCUCGUGAUGACCACCACCACCACCACCACCACCACCACAGAUCCAACCGAAGUCCAUCUCAGGAACGGUCCAAACGUGAACGAUUUGUACUUAACGAUUUCCAUUUUAUUAAAGUAUUGGGGAAAGGCAGUUUUGGCAAAGUGAUGUUGGCUGAACGUCGGGAUACAGAUGAAGUGUAUGCUGUGAAAGUACUUAAAAAGGAUGUCAUCAUUCACGAUGACGACGUUGAAUGUACAAUGACUGAGAAACGAAUUUUAGCAUUAUCGGCCAAACAUCCAUUCCUGACUGCGCUGCACUCCUGCUUCCAGACUCCCGAUCGUCUAUUUUUUGUGAUGGAGUAUGUGAACGGAGGUGAUCUUAUGUUUCAAAUCCAGCGUGCUCGGAAGUUUGACGAACCUCGUGCCCGGUUUUACGCUGCAGAGGUGACCUUGGCUCUCAUGUUUUUACACAGACAUGGUAUCAUCUACAGAGAUCUGAAGUUAGACAAUAUCUUAUUAGAUUAUGAAGGACAUUGCAAGUUGGCAGAUUUUGGCAUGUGUAAAGAAGGAAUGUUUGAUGGACGUCUUACUCAGACUUUCUGUGGCACUCCGGACUAUAUUGCGCCCGAGAUUCUUCAAGAAUUAGAAUAUGAUGCCUCUGUGGACUGGUGGGCACUUGGUGUCCUGAUGUACGAGAUGAUGGCUGGGCAACCGCCAUUCGAAGCUGAUAAUGAAGAUGACUUAUUUGAAUCAAUUUUACAUGAUGAUGUUCUAUAUCCUGUUUGGCUCACCAAAGAGGCUGUGUCUAUACUGAAAGGGUUUAUGACAAAGAACCCUUCCAGACGUCUGGGCUGUGUUAAAUCUCACGGAGAGGAAAGGGCUAUUCUUGUUCAUCCAUUCUUCCAUGACAAAAUUGACUGGGAUGCUUUGGAACAAAGGAAGGUGAAACCUCCAUUUAAACCUAAAAUUAAAAGUCGAACAGAUGCCAACAACUUUGACAAAGAUUUUACGACAGAGGAACCAACCUUAACACCAAUCGAGAGUCAAACAGUAUCAGCAAUUAAUCAGGAGGAAUUCCACGGAUUUUCGUUUAUCAAUGUGGACUAUGGCCGGCUGGGGACUGGCGGUCCGACUGGGACGGCUGUGGUGGCAGCUGGCGGAGGAGGGGCAGCGGCAGCAGCACCCCAUUAACUGGACACAAUUAAGAGUAUUAAACCCCACCCCCCCAUAAACUCUCGCACACACACAUGUAUACAUACACAGACACACACACACACACACACACACAC
Messenger RNA from Octopus sinensis (East Asian common octopus), 4548 nucleotides. Its product is annotated as calcium-independent protein kinase C. The transcript has 19 exons. Bases 2105 to 4450 code for a protein of 781 amino acids. Gene Ontology annotation, biological process: protein phosphorylation. The record is from RefSeq and is a predicted model, not a curated record. Gene Ontology annotation, molecular function: ATP binding; diacylglycerol-dependent serine/threonine kinase activity. Lineage: Eukaryota; Metazoa; Mollusca; Cephalopoda; Octopoda; Octopodidae.